This is a messenger RNA of Acanthosepion pharaonis, 603 nucleotides long. Lineage: Eukaryota; Metazoa; Mollusca; Cephalopoda; Sepiida; Sepiidae. The record is from the annotation of a GenBank genome assembly.
AUGAAGACGGAAAGACAUGUCAGUUGCAAUGUAGAAUCACCUGAUGACCUUCUGGAGACUUGGCAACGAGUGUUUGCUGACAUCACAAAACUUAUCUAUCUAUCUAUCUAUCUAUCUAUCUAUCUAUCUAUCUCAGUCUGCAUAUCUAUCUAUCUAUCUAUCUAUCUAUCUAUCUAUCUCAGUCUGAAUAUUAUCUAUCUAUCUAUCUAUCUAUCUCAGUCUGCAUAUUAUCUAUCUAUCUAUCCAAGCAUCUGCUCAUAUCUAUCUAUCUAUCUAUCUAUCUAUCUAUCUAUCUAUCUAUCUAUCUAUCUAUUCCAGCAUCUGCUCAUAUCUAUCUAUCUAUCUAUCUAUCUAUCUAUCUAUCUAUCUAUCUCAGUUCGUUCAUAUCUCUAUCUUUUUAUUUUUCAGUUUGUUAAAAUUUAUCAUUCUGUCUCAUCAUAUCUCUCUUUCUAUGUAUUGCAAAUAGUUGAUAUCGCUCUAUCUCAGUCUGUUCAUAUCUUUGCAGCUUCUUUAUAUCUUCUGUUCACAUCUAUCUAUCUAUCUAUCAAUCUAUCUAUCUAUCUAUCUAUCUAUCGUGUAUUAUUUCAUUAUAUAUUAAAUUAA